AUGUCAAGGAUUCCGCGUAGCAGUACCGGAGGUACUCAAGAACAAGAAAUCCUUAACAGAUUAUUGGCUAAUUAUGAUAUGCGAGUACGUCCACCACCUACUAAUGCAUCAGAAAGUGGUGGCCCAGUAAUAGUACGUGUUAAUAUUAUGAUCCGAAUGUUAUCUAAGAUAGAUGUUGUAAAUAUGGAAUAUAGUAUGCAAUUGACAUUCCGAGAACAAUGGAUGGAUAGUCGAUUAGCAUAUGCGCAUCUGGGAUAUAAGAAUACACCAAAGUUUCUAACAGUUCCACAUAUAAAGAAUAACUUAUGGAUUCCUGAUACAUUCUUUCCAACUGAGAAAGCAGCUCAUCGUCAUCUGAUUGACACAGAGAACAUGUUUCUGCGCAUUCAUCCUGAUGGAAAAGUUUUAUACAGCAGUCGCAUCAGCAUAACAAGCUCAUGUCAUAUGCACCUUCAGCUUUAUCCUUUGGAUUUGCAAAUUUGUGAUUUUGAUCUGGUAUCAUAUGCUCACACAAUGAAGGAUAUUAUAUAUGAAUGGGAUUUUGAAAAUCCUGUUCAAGUAAAAGCUGGAGUUGGUAAUGAUUUACCUAAUUUCCAAUUAACAAACAUCUCUACCAAUAGCGAUUGCACCAGUCACACAAAUACAGGAUCCUAUGCUUGUCUACGUAUGCAGCUCCUACUUCAACGACAAUUUAGUUAUUAUUUGGUACAAUUAUAUGCUCCAACAACCAUGAUUGUCAUUGUAUCGUGGGUGAGCUUCUGGAUUGACAUGCAUUCUACUGCUGGACGAGUUGCUCUUGGAGUGACAACUCUCCUUACUAUGACAACUAUGCAAUCAGCAAUUAACGCUAAGCUACCACCAGUUAGUUAUGUAAAAGUCGUUGACGUAUGGCUAGGAGCCUGUCAAACAUUCGUCUUUGGAGCAUUAAUUGAAUAUGCAUUUGUAAGUUAUCAAGACAGUAGUCGACAGACAGAAAAAGCUCGCGAACAAGCAUACCGUAAGCAACGAAAGAAAGCCCAAAAGAUGGAAAUGGUUGAUGCAGAAAUCUAUCAGCCACCCUGUACAUGCCAUCGAUAUAAUCCAUCACAAUUAUCAAUACGUGAUAAAGUGCGACAAUAUUUUACAAAACCCGACUAUUUGCCAGCCAAAAUAGAUUUCUAUGCGAGAUUUUGUGUUCCAUUAGGAUUUGUGCUGUUUAAUGUGGCUUAUUGGUCAAGUUGUUACAUCAUGGCUAGCCGUUAUUCACCACAUUUUGGAUAA
Auanema sp. JU1783 is the source of this 1260-nucleotide messenger RNA. NCBI's taxonomy places the organism in Eukaryota, Metazoa, Nematoda, Chromadorea, Rhabditida, Rhabditidae. The record is from the annotation of a GenBank genome assembly.